CAUUCAAUCGUCGUGUUUGGCUCGAAACGACCUGCUCAACAGUCAGUCCAGUCAAUAGUUAAUUAAAAAUGAACUAUAAUUAAAAGUUUAAAUAAUAUAACGUUAAUAAAUUAAUCUGGUGUAAGGGUCAAUUCGAGCGAUGCAAAACAUGGAAAUUUUUCAGUGUCAGUUGUGCCCUGUGAUGUUCGAGACGUACGUCCUGGCUGCAUGUCAUCUUCGCACCCAGCAUGGUUUAACUGUUCGAACCGGAAGUCGUUGUAAGCGACAUGACAAGCUACAAAAAUUGACGCUGCCCCAGCUCAGCGUCAGUAUUCCAAGGAUGGUGGACAAUUUUGGAAAAGUUACUGAACAAAAUGACGACCAGGAAGUAUCACACAUUGUUCCGAUACAGACCAAUACCAAGAAGCCGAGGAAAUCUUUCCACACGGUUGCAAAAACUAAGAAGGGAGUGGAAAUAAAAUUGGACAGUCUCAAGGCCAGCGAGAUCGACACCUUAAUGCAAGAUCUGUAUCAAAACAAAAAUCCUAAGAAAUUGCCCGAAGGAUCUGCUUCCAGUGAAGAAACGAUUCCCUCUUCCUCUAGAAAUAGAAACAAUCGUCGAGCUGCUGCUACAGCGGCGUACAAGGGAUUUGUUAAAAUGGGAGAAGACGAUGAUGAAGCCUUAGAUAAUCGCUAUGAAGAACCACCCAAUGUGAGGAUAAAAAGGAAGCCGGCGGCGGCAAGAUUUGAUGAUAUAGAUUAUCGGCCAUACAAUUACGGUGGGAACAAAAGUGGUGGUGUGAAGAAGAAUAUUAAUGAUGCUACCUGUGAUCUUGAUCCCAUUCGUUCAAAACGCAGACGGGGAUCAAGAACGAACAAUGAUGACAACAUCGAAAAGACACCGUUACUUCUGUUCACGUGUUCCACCUGCCCCAUCCAAUUUACAAACAAACUUGAUUUUAUAAGACAUGAAAAAAAUCAUGAAAAAUUCAACAACAAAAACCAUGCUUGUCCUUUAUGCUAUUUAAAGUUUGCAAAGAAAACGAGUCUUCAACAACAUUUCAUCCUACACUUGGAGAAUAACCCAUUCGUCUGUAAACUAAGUGGGUGUGGUGCAAAAUUCGGUAAUUAUGAUCAUCUCCGACGUCAUGUUCAACUUCACACAGGAGACAAGCCUUUUACUUGUGAAUAUUGCUCAAGAAAGUUUGCACGGAAUGAUUCAUUACAAAAACAUUUGAAUAGUAUGCACUUAAAUAAAGUACACCGGAAAUGGAGACAUCGAAAUCCCAGAAAGACUUUUUCCAGAGUAAAACCUGUUACAGCUCUUGCACCACAAGCAUUCCUUCAGGACGCAACGGGGACCGUAAUCCAGCCGACAAAAGAAGAGCAGGACGAGAUUCGUUUGGAAGUAGGGAGUCAACAUUUUAUGGAUCAUGUUGUAAUCAAGGAAGAUGCGACUACAUCAAAGGAGCAAGUUGAGUCUGCUGCCACCCUGAAAACUGAAACUAGCUCAAAUUACAACAUUAGUGACGACGAAGAUGAUGAUGAGAAUGAUUCCGACUCUGACAAAAAUAAUGACAUGCCAAAAUUGACACAAAUCUCUUCAAAUUCUAAUCCAAGGAGAAAUGUCCGAUCCAUAAUUCUUUCCGAUCCGGUUUAUCUCAAACUCCUUCAGGAUAAUCCCACUGCUGCUGCCGAAGUUGUCCCCCAAACCGACGGAUAUUCUAGAGGGUACGGCAACGGCGAGGUUCGUCACGAGUUCAAGUGCACGAUUUGCGGAUGGAGUGCGGCGAGAGCCUUCUUUUUUAAACAACACAUGAAAAAGCGUCACAAUAAGGAUACUAGUUUGAUUCCGAGUUCGAAUUCUACCAAUACAGCAGCAGACAAUUCUAACGUCAGUCUACUCUGCGGGAGUUGUGGGUAUCAAUCCAUUUCGGCGGACGACCUAUCAAAACAUAUCAGAAAAGAACACAAACCAGCCAAGAAAUUUUCCUGCUCGUUCUGCAGCAUUAGAUUUAAUUCGCUCGAUAAAAUAGCCCACCAUGAAAAAGUGUAUCAUUUAUCGGAAAAGAAAUUCGCUUGUUCGAAAUGUCCUGCAAAAUUCGCACGUCCCCUGUCCCUUCAAGUUCACGAGAAGAGAACGCAUGGUCCACGCAGUUUAACAAAUCUGGAGAAAUGUAAAUGCAAAAUCUGUGGGAGUCAACUUGGAACCGUUCUAAGCUUAAGGAUGCAUAUGACCAACGUCCACACGAGCAAGUUGCGAGUCACGUGCAAAAUUUGUUUGCAAACUUGUGCAAACAAACACGUCUUGAAGAGACAUUUGAGAUAUGUGCAUUUGAACAUGCCUAACCCGUAUAAUAAAACUUUGAAGAUGCAAAUGGACGAGGCAAAGGUAUUAAAAAAGACGAAGCAAAUAGCUAACUCUCAAAAUCCUCCCACCGGGGACACGGCUUCCAACACGAGUGAAAUACAGUCGCCCCCCAUCGACGACCAAACCACUGCUGAGACUGACUUAAUUAUAGGAAUUUGACUGAUUUUUGUCUAUAAAAAGUUCAUCUCUUGUUUCGAUAAUUGUCUAAAACUACAAAUAAAUUAGUAUACAAAUCUGAAUAAAAGCUGACAAUGCGAAUUUAUUACGAA
This is a messenger RNA of Folsomia candida, 2619 nucleotides long. Its product is annotated as zinc finger protein 521. The record is from RefSeq and is a predicted model, not a curated record. The coding region runs from base 140 to 2509 and encodes 789 amino acids. NCBI's taxonomy places the organism in Eukaryota, Metazoa, Arthropoda, Collembola, Entomobryomorpha, Isotomidae. Gene Ontology annotation, molecular function: DNA-binding transcription factor activity, RNA polymerase II-specific; sequence-specific DNA binding. Gene Ontology annotation, cellular component: nucleus. Gene Ontology annotation, biological process: regulation of transcription by RNA polymerase II. The transcript is spliced from 3 exons.